CUUUUUCUGUACAUAGUCGAAUAAUUGGCCACGAAAAGCAAAAUAAACAUGGCCGUGCUAUUUGCCGACUGUGGGUAAAUUGUCGCAGAAUAUUGGGUAAAAGAAGCACUUGCUAGCUGCGAAAGAUGCAUUCGAAUCUGCCUGCAUAGCACUGUCUCCCCACAAUUGGACCUUCAGCUGAUGAAUAUUUUUCGAAUUGAUGGUCCAAGGGGCGCAAGUUAUGCCAGCAGAACCGUCGUCAGCAAUUACGGAUGAGACUAAUACGAGCACAAUGAUGAACUCCCACGAAGACUUUCAAAUAGGACUGAAUAGAUCUCAAAAGUUCACGUUGGGUCUAGUGUUACUGGUCCUUGUGGACAUAAUAUGGGUUGCUUCGUCAGAGCUAACAAAAUAUCUGUACGAGGAAGAGGCCUACCAGAAGCCGCUAUUCACAACCUACGUGAAAACUUCAAUGUUUUGCGUCUAUUUGCUCGGAUUUUUAGUCUACUCUCCGUGGCGGGACAUGUGCAGUUGGAGCGCUUCAAAUUCUUAUGUGCUGAUGGAUCCAAAUAUCGAAGACACAAAUUACUUUACUGACUCCCCACCUCCCCUGAAACUGCAUGUUUUGCAGAAACAGAGCGAGCCAACCUAUGUCCCUUUGAAGCGGCCAGAGUGCAGCAGGAGCACGUCAAAGAGCUCGGGCACAGAGAGCGACGACUCGGGUGUGAGAUCGGUCCGCUUCAGCAAGCUGGCGGAAGUGCGGCAGAUGUCCGAGGAGGAGGCGACCGCAGCUCUCAUGGCGAGGCUCUCAUACACGGCCAGCGUACGCGCCGACCAAAUCGCCAGGAGAGCGGCCAACAAGCUGCCCGUCAGCAAGGUCGCCUGGCUGGCCUUCACCUUUUGCGUUUUGUGGUGCAUGGCAAACUACAGUUACCAAGCUGCUCUCGAAUACGGCGACGCAGGCCUUGUCUCGCUGCUCUCGUGUGCGGCACCUCUCUUCACCCUUCUGCUCUCAGCCGCUAUUCCCUCCGAGCCCAUGGACAGGAUUUCGCUUUCGAAAAUCGCUGCUGUUGGAAUGAGCAUUGCUGGAGCUAGCACCGUUUGCUGGUCCAGCCUGAGUCCGAGUUUCCCGCUUGGAGCCUCGCUGGCUUUGAUCAGCGCCUCCCUCUACGCCACCUACCUGGUCAGCUUGAAAAAGAAGGUACCUUCGGAAGAGGCGCUGGACGUGCCCAUGUUUUUUGGCUUCGUCGGCCUCUUCUGCCUGCUUGGCCUCUGGCCGGUUGUGGCCGCCUUCCACGCUCUCGGCUUGGAAAAAUUCGAGUGGCCGACCCGGCCUCAGUGGGCUGUGAUGUUCUUGAACGGACUUAUUGGCACUGUGCUCUCGGAAGUCCUUUGGCUCUGGGGAUGCCUUCUCACUUGUCCCUUAGUCGGAACACUAGCGCUUACGUUGACCGUGCCACUGUCCUUUUUGGCCGACGCUCUCCUGUGGCAGGUGCAGUACCCCCUCCGCGUCUACAUCGGAGCCAUCCCGAUGGUGGCGGCCCUCAUCUGGGCCGGCUUUUUGUCCUCGCCGGGCGCGAAUGGCGAGCGAUUGGCGCCACGAGACCCAUUGGCCAGGUGGAUUCUGAUCGGGUGGAACAAAUUGACGUCACCGAGAAACUCGUUCAGCAGAUUGCAAGGGGAGCGAGAAAGGGAGCAAACCGAAUCAUUGAUAGGAGUCAACAAUUCCUCGACUAGUGAUCAUGAAGCCUGAACCUAGCGGAGGGCAUUAGCCUGCCUUAGUUUCCACAUUCCAUCGUCCGAGCUGGAGCUGCGCAGUACUUCUUCUUCAAGCACAACUUCAUCUGUCUGAUUUUAGUUCUAAUUUAUCCUUAGAAGAUGCACACGUCUAGAAUUACUCGCACUCUGAACACUUCUACUUGAUAGAAUGCAUGUUGUGAUACAACUGAGUAGCUGGGCUCAUUCAAGCUUAUUCCAAAUGCUUUCAGCAGCUUGUUAUCUGUGAAAUAUUUUCAUAUAUCUAGUCACCUUUUACUCGUUCUUUGGAAGAUUUUUCGAGUUGUUAGUGAAAUUCUGUUUUUUUUUUUUUUUAAUAAUAAUAAUUCCCCCUGGUAGAUGAUAAGACCCGAUUUUAGCAUUUUAAAAGAACUGACACGAACAUUGACGAGAAAUUUCAGAUCAAUUCAUAAUGAGCUGACAAUACAACUUCAUAGAUUUAUUUUCCGAGUUAUCGGUGAUCGUCGAAUGUGUAUGUUUCCAAUGUAAUAGCGUGAAAGCAAGAGUUGCAAAAGUCAAACUUUUGACAAAUUCCAGUAAAUUGUGAACGAUGGCAAGGAAGAAGUGAUUUCAUCCUGUGUCGAUGCACGGACACGAAAAGUUCUAAAUAGAAAACUUAAAUGUAUGACUGCAAAUAAAAAGGCGAACAUAUUCAGUGAA
This is a messenger RNA of Cloeon dipterum, 2415 nucleotides long. Its product is annotated as solute carrier family 35 member F5. The transcript is spliced from 11 exons. The record is from RefSeq and is a predicted model, not a curated record. The coding region runs from base 200 to 1732 and encodes 510 amino acids. NCBI's taxonomy places the organism in Eukaryota, Metazoa, Arthropoda, Insecta, Ephemeroptera, Baetidae. Gene Ontology annotation, cellular component: membrane.